Messenger RNA from Liolophura sinensis, 3090 nucleotides. Its product is annotated as charged multivesicular body protein 1b-like. The transcript is spliced from 7 exons. The record is from RefSeq and is a predicted model, not a curated record. Gene Ontology annotation, biological process: vacuolar transport. NCBI's taxonomy places the organism in Eukaryota, Metazoa, Mollusca, Polyplacophora, Chitonida, Chitonidae. Bases 133 to 741 code for a protein of 202 amino acids.
UAGGAAAUCUGUCACAAGGGAAAUACUCAUCACCAAUACACGGAGUAAAGCGUCACAGAGCGUUUGUGUCUCAUAUCUGAGUUUUUGAUUUUUAGGUACCACACGGAGGAUUCGCUGAUAUAAACGAAGAAAAUGUCACAAAUGGAAAAACAUCUAUUCAACCUGAAAUUUGCUGCCAAAGAUUUAGAAAGAAAUGCUAAGAAAUGUGAGAAAAGUGAAAAAGAAGAAAAAGUCAAGUUAAAAAAGGCUAUACAGAAAGGAAAUAUGGAGGGUGCCAAAAUCCAUGCAGAAAACUCAAUACGACAAAAGAACCAAGCUUUGAAUUUCCGGCGAAUGAGUGCCCGGAUAGACGCUGUUUCUCAGAGAGUGCAGACAGCUGUGACAAUGAAACAGGUAACCUCCUCUAUGGCUGGAGUGGUCAAAUCUAUGGAAUCAGCAAUGAAGAGUAUGAAUUUAGAGAAGGUGUCUCAGUUAAUGGACCGCUUUGAGACUCAGUUUGAGAACCUAGAUGUGCAGUCUCAGGUGAUGGAGAACACGAUGAGUGCCUCGUCUACGCUGACAGCACCCCAGGGCCAAGUAGACAGUCUCAUGCAGGAGGUGGCAGAUGAGGCAGGGCUGGAGUUAAACAUGGAUCUUCCAUCAGCUCAGACAACCUCAAUAGGAGCAUCCACACAGUCAUCUCAAGCUUCUCAGGAACAGGACGAGUUAUCAAGCAGACUGGCCAAGUUGAGACAGUUGUAGGGUGAUAGAUAUAUUGCAGGAACCUAGACAGCCAUUGUUCACAAUUAGAUAUCUUAUAGUAACAGAAAUGACAUCAUAUGACAUGGUGUUGACAUGAGCUAUUUUUCUUUCAAUUAGCAAUGUUACAUACAGGGAAUAGUGUGUUGUUUUUUCACUGGAAAACUUCAACUUCUUAAUAAAACUGAUUUUAUUUUGAUAAUGACUGGUAACUUGUGUUUGCCAGGGAAGAAAGUUUGUUAUAUUAAAUUUAAUCAGUUAGGGAGAAUAGCCAUCUGUUAUUGAACAAAAUAAUUUGUUCCUCUUUCAUAAUAAUAAUAUGUCCGGUACCAACUGUACAUAACCUGUACAAGUGGAGGACAUCAGAAGUUAAGUCAGCGUCAUAGGCCGUUUUUCCACUUUAAGCCAGGGGUGUACUUUUCUAGGAACAAUCUAUUCCAAGAGGCCCUGGCAAAGUCUGUGGUAGAACAUGGUUUGCAUAUAGGGAGGUCACUUUAAAGUUCACUAGUAACUUGCCAAAGGUCAGUGGAUUACCACAGACACUCUGGUUUCUUGUACUCAUCAAAACAACGAUCAAGAAAUAUAUUCUUAAAAUAAACAAAGUUCAGAAGCAGUGGUAUAAUUUCUCCAAUGGAUUGCAAAAAUUUCGUUUCAAGGUCUGUCUAUGUAACAAAGUGUAUGGAUUGUUGUGUGUACAUGUAAGUUAUCCCCAGCAUUGAAAAUAUUACAUUGCCAUGAUUUACACGUGUUCAUACCACUCUGUACAUAUAGUCAAACAGCCACCAGGUGGUGCUUGGAUACUUUGACUUUGAACAACAUUCAUCUAUAUGUAGAGGUGCAGUUUCUAUCCCAACUUCAGACAAAGAAUUUGUUCAUGGGGCCUUGAUGACAGGAUGUGGUUGUUAACACAUGGUCUAACGUGGGAAAGUUCGUCACUACAAACACUGCUUUCCUCCACCCUUCAAUACUUCUGAAAGGUAUCAAACAGCUACCAAAUAAAUCACAUGAAUAUGUAUAUAGAAUUUGGUAGGAUUUGUCAUUAUACUUCUACACUAUGUAGAUGUGGAACUCUACAGGUGAUUAUAGAUAGAGAGUGUGAACAUUCUUUGUCAGGUCUUACAUUUUUUUGGGGGUGAGGACUUUCUUGUCAGAACAAUAUGAACACUGGUUAUAUCAUUUGGGAGUUCUCACAGCCAAAUUACAAGUUUUUUGAUCAAAUUAUUUUAAAAACCAACCUUGUUAUUCAUACCAUAUAUUAUCAGUUCUUUUGUAAAUUUUUUUUUUAGAUCUGUACAUACUGUUUAAUGAUAAGUUAUAUGUUUCAUCUGUAAUGCAUAUGUGGAUGACAAGUACAAAAACACUGUGUGUGUGCAUUAAAUUGCUACAUAAUGCACAUACUGAUGUUUUAGCUGCUUGAGUAUUCUAUUGACUAUGAUGGCGUGCAUUGAAGUGUGGCGGAUUCGUUUUAUUUUAUACUUGUAGCAGAAAGCGACCGCUUUCCAGGUUCAGUUCAUUUCACCUGUCUAUCUGCUUGUUUACUGGAAGACAAAUCAUCUUUUGUAAAGUUGAUAAAUUCUGUUUUAUAAUACUAAAUUAUAGGAUCUAUAGGGUCAAGCUGUAUUAUAGGCAUCCUGCUCCCUUGGUUAUGCUUACCUCUGAAUACAAGUGCAUUAAUUCCAACCAAAACCACAUGUUUUGGCAUAUAAGAGAAAGGUCAUAAAUGGAGAGUUUUUUUUUUUUUUUUUCAAAUUUCUAUGGUCAUGAGUGCCACUAUCUGAACUAUACAUUUUAGUCUUAAAAAUCUUAUAGAUUUUGUUUUUAAACCACACCAGAAGUUCUACUUAACUGGAUUUGUAGAGGGUUCAAGGCAUCUCUGUUUUUGUGUAUGCAGUAGUCAGUCAUCACCUUUACUUCACUUACAUUUACUACUUGUUUCUAGGUUAUCCUUGUUAUGUCAUAUGACUCAGACAAACAUAACCCACCUUGACCGGCAGUCUGAUAGAGACAGUCAGAAUCAUUACUGAUCGGCUCCUCUGUCAGAUACAGUGUAAAUAGGUUUAGGUGUAAAAUACCACACCCUUGUGCACCUAUGUCAGGUGUGAGAAAGAUUUCUUUUCUACUAUUUCCAAUGUAAGCUUAUCAUCAAGGUUUCAGUAAUAUUACACACAAUGAAUGUGUUCUUUACAGUAUCAUCAUAGUAAAUUGUACCAUAAAUAAUGUUUAAGGCAUAUUUUUAAUUGUUUUAUGUCCACUUUGUAUUAAUGUAUAAUAAACAGAGUACGUACAUAUGAAAUGAUUGUGUUUUUAUAAAAAUGAAUUGAUGUUUGUUUAUUAUCUUUUUUGCCCCAAAUA